CUUCUCCCUUUAAAGGAGGUAUGGACCUGUUGCGCUCUGAACCCUCCGGAGAGCUGCUGGGAACUUGAACUGAGAAGGUUUCGUCUCUGUUGCCUGAAUGGAUUUUAAAGAGCUUGGAGCUGAUUGCUCGGAGGGAGACGCGGAGGAUCUGGACAGCGUCAAAGCGCUGACGGAAAAGCUGAAGCUGCAGACGCGAAGACCGUCCUAUCUGGAGUGGCAGGAGCGGUUGCAGAGUCGCCCUUGGACGGACAGAAGUCCCAAGGAUAGUCCGGACUCUGCUGGAGGAGAUGUUUCCAUACCGGCAAUUUUGAGAAAUGACAACUCUGAGCUGGUUGUGCGAAACAUCUGCGGCUUUGAUACUAUUGAUGAUGCGUUGGAGUUUCUGAGAAAAGAGCUGAGGGAGAUGCAAGUUCAGGACAAUCAUCUGGCCCGCCAGCUGAUCCACCUGCGUGGUGAAAUCCACCGGCUCAAAGUGGAGCAGGUGUGCCACCGUCACAAGGAGAUGCUGGACGAUGCCACCUACGAGUUGGAGGAGUGCGGGGAGGAGUCCGACCUGCUGUGCGACAUCCCCAUGAAGGCCGCCUUUGCUCUGUCAAUGCCUCUGAAAACCCUGGGCGUCACCAAGAUGAACAUCAACUCCAGACGUUUCUCACUGUGUUAAAAAGCAUCAAAUUUUACCAACACAGUGAAGGAUGUUCUCAUAUUCUCCUCUUUGUUUGUGUAAGGCAUGUCGUUAGAGUUACUUCCUCUUCAAGGGCCGACAAAUGAGUGGCUGACAGCAACUGUUGCUAGGAAUGAAAAUGAAAAUAUCUCCUUUGAUUUGUGUCAGGGAAGGACUUGAAUGGGGAAGUAUCUGUGUGCUCACCUCUAGAAGCCAUGCACACUUCUAUUACUGCCAGAGUUUCAUGCUGGUCCAUGUUUUUUAUACCACAGACCCAUUCACAGAAGCAAUAAAGUUGAAGAAAUGCACUUUAUUGCCAAAAGGAUUGAGGCACACCUCCAAGUCCUUGAAUUCAGGGGUUCCAAUCAACUCCAUAGCCACAGUUGUAUAAAAUCACAGAGGUAACAGACUGGUUCUGCAAAUAUUUUUGAAGCAGUCUCAGGAUGUCUGUGAAUUCAAGCAUGGGACGUGAUAAGAUACCAUCUGUGUAAAAGUUGAUUUAUGAGAUUUCCUCGCUACUAAACAUGCCGCAGUCAAUUGUUUGGGGUAUCAGAACAAAGUGGAAGCAGUUUGGUACAACAGCAACUCAGUGACAGAGCAGUAGCCAAUGUUAAAUCAGAUACUCAGGCACACAAUGUCUUGCAGAGUCAAUAGCUAAUUAUCUCCAGGAUUUGUGUGGCCUUCAGAUUAGCUCAAGAACAGUGUGUAGACAGUUUUAAGGAAUUGGGUUCCAUGGAUGACCACCUCUGUCCAAACCCUACAUCAUGAAGUACAUUUUAAAGCUUUGGAUACAGUGGUGUAAAUCACGCUGCCACUGGACCCUGGAGAAUCAAACUUGUUUUCUGAAGAGAUGAAUCUUCUCCGCUUAGCAGUAGCUAAUCUCCUCAGUCUAUCAUCUUUACUUGCUUUCUAGAACUUUACUGGACUUGGGUGUGAGACCAACAUCCAGAGCUGCUGCGCUGUCCUCCAGAGCAAGCAGACUUCCGUAAAACUCUAGCUCAGAACAGAGUUGGACCUAAGCAACCAAAGCAAAACAAGCACCUCAAGAAUACCCCUGCUAAAUGAAAAGCUGUGCAUGAAGAGAUGAUGCCCUAAACUUUUCAGUUCCCUUUAGUACACCCUGCAGAGUAAAUCGGAGGGGUAUGAAUCUUUAUUUGAAAUAAACAAAGUGAAAAUAGUUUCUGAUCCUUCUGUGGAAGAUGGGCUGUGUGAGCUAGAUCUUGAAGGUGUGUGUGUCUUUUUUAUUUAUUAAUCUGGGUUUGCCAGUUGCUAAGAGAAUAGUACUUGCCUGACUGCACUGCCAUGUAUAAAUAUUGCUGGCAGGGGUAUUUUGGUGUGGGGUUGUUCUUCAGUAAUGGGAUUUUGCACCUUAGGUCCAUUGGAGGGACCUCUCCAUGUUGCAGCAUACAAGCCCAUUUGGACACCUUAGGCUUUCAACUUGACUCCACACCAGUACACACAAAAAGAUCCAUAGAACAUGCAUUAGUGAGUUGGUUGUAGAGGAACCUGGCUGGCAUUAAAAGAGCCUUGACUUCAACCCAAAAUAACUUCUUUGUGAUGAAUUAGAGUGAAGACUGACGACCAGGCCACCUCGCCAAACUUAAGCAACUGACCUCACAAAUGUUCUCCUGGAACCUGGAAUCCUAAACCUUGUGGAAACAUUUUCUAAAGGAGUUGAGACCAUUCUAUCUUACAUGGGUGGGGCAACUAUAUUAAAGGUUAUGUAUUAUGAAUGGGAUGUCAGCUAAGUUGAUGUGAGUGUAAAGGCAAGCAUCUGAAUACUUUUGGCAGCACUCUGUAUCAUGUUAACUGAAACUGAAAAGUCUGUGAUUAUUGACACAGGGGCCUUUUUCAUCUACUUCGCAAUAAGUACUAUCCCAGAUCUGGGGAGAAAUUAUUAAAAAAGAAACUUAAAAUAGAAACACAAAAUAUAAUUUUUGAAGCAAUAAAUGAAUUCACCAUCAAAGUGGUGAAAAUGGAAUAAAAGACAAAAGGUCAAACGUUGUUUGAACUGGUUGAGGGAUGAGGGGCUAACAAGUUGGAUCCUUUCAGACUGUCACAUGCUUUAAUGAAAUCAAAGAGCUCAGAAGCAGUGUGUAUUUGUUGAGCCUGGUGGAUCAGAUAAAGAAAAUGCUCAGCGAGUUUCAAUACUAAACAACUUGUCCUCACACAGCAACACUCUUAAAGCCUUCAUCAGUUUCCACCAGGAAGCAGGAGGUGACACCCAUGAUAAUUUUACACCUCUCCCUCAUGGAACAAAAAUAUCUCUUUAGCCUUGGCAUGGCUGUGACAAGAGCCAGGAGGCUGUUGAGAUUCCCCGCGGCAUGUUGAGAUGCUGCAGAGCACUGUUUGUAUAAAGUUGACCUGAUAUUUUUUCAUCAGCAGAUAUUCACACCCAAGAUACGUGAUUUAUGUUAUAGUUAAAAAUGCAUGACUGAUUACUUUUAAUUCUCAGAUAUUGAUGUAUUUUAGUUAAAAGUAUAAAAUUAUUAUCAUUUGGUUGUUAAACACUGUAAUGUAAAUGUAUCUACUAUGCAUGUGAGUAUAAAAGAGAAUACCUUG
This is a messenger RNA of Girardinichthys multiradiatus, 3223 nucleotides long. It is a transcript of the gene fam167b, whose product is annotated as family with sequence similarity 167 member B. NCBI's taxonomy places the organism in Eukaryota, Metazoa, Chordata, Actinopteri, Cyprinodontiformes, Goodeidae. The record is from RefSeq and is a predicted model, not a curated record. The coding region runs from base 98 to 661 and encodes 187 amino acids. The transcript has 2 exons.